Molecule: messenger RNA, 1404 nt
Organism: Penicillium angulare
Lineage: Eukaryota; Fungi; Ascomycota; Eurotiomycetes; Eurotiales; Aspergillaceae
Exons: 2
Coding region: 1-1404 (467 amino acids)
Molecular function (GO): iron ion binding; heme binding; oxidoreductase activity, acting on paired donors, with incorporation or reduction of molecular oxygen
Source: RefSeq, a predicted model, not a curated record
AUGUCAUCGGUAAUCGCCCAGAAGAUCCCCAACCCGCCGGGUAUUCCCAUCCUUGGCAAUAUUUUCAACGUAAAUCCAAAUGAAACAUGGAAUUCCCUAAUCAAACUUUCGCAGCAAUACGGCCCGAUCUUCAAAAUCAACGUCUUGGGUAAACAGCUCGUCUUCAUCAGUAACGUCGAACUACUAGAAGAAAUAUGCGAUCAGCGACGAUUCCGCAAACUCGUCACAGGCCCAAUCGUGGAAAUGCGCCAGCUUGCACAUAAUUGUCUAUUCACUGCAUAUGACAAUGAAGAAAUAUGGGGUGUGUCACACCGUAUCAUGGCGCCAUAUGUCACAAAGGCGGGAACAGAUCGAGUCUUCGAGGAUAUGGCAAAGGUCAUCCCCGAUCUCACGAACAAAUGGACAUCGGGAAUGAAAAAAAGAGUUUUGUUCACUAGUGACCUCAGUCGUCUACUUAUGUCGUCGGUCAUGCAAUGCUUCUACAACCAGCGAAUCGAAAUUCUCGAGGGACCAGAGCAUCCUCUCAUUCACGCCUGGGAGUCUAUCACACUGGAAGCUAUGAAACGUCCAACACGUCCCGCAAUCCUCAACAAACUUUUCUAUGAGAGCGGUUUCCAGAAGAACAUCAAGUUGAUGCGUGACUACGCAGAGGACAUCGUCAAAACACGAAAGGACAAUCCAUCGCAAUCGAGAGAUGACCUUCUCAAUGCCUUGCUGAACAACACAGACCCAAAAACCGGAGAGAAACUCAACCACUCACAAGUCAUCGAUGAAACUAUCACGAUGUUCAUAGGCGCCGCUACCGCUCCCAAUCUCGUUUCGUUUGCCCUCUACUAUCUGGUCAAGAAUCCCGAGAAGCUCGUAAAGGCUAGGGCCGAGAUCCAUACAGUAGUGGGACCUAAUGGAAAUAUCCAACUUGAGCAUUUCUCCGAGUUACAAUAUUGUGAGGCCAUCGUCCGUGAGUCUCUUCGCCUCUCUGCAACGGCACCAGGAUUCAAUAUCGAGCCCAUUUCCACGGAAAGCAAAGAACCUGUUCUGCUUGCUGGUGGAAAAUACGAGGUUCCACACAACCAAGGCAUGAUUUCGAUUCUGUAUACUGUGAACCGCGACCCGAAAGUCUUCGAGGACCCAGAAGCAUUCAUUCCCGAGCGUGUCCUCGGUGAAAAAUGGGACCAAUUGCCCAAGGGCGCGAGAAAGGGAUUUGGAAAUGGCAAGCGUGAAUGCUACGGUACAAUGUGGGCGUGGCGGUGGUCUAUUUUCGUUCUUGCAAGUAUUGUCAAGGACGUGGACUUUGAAUUCGAGGAUCCCGACUAUGCACUGGAUACCAAUGGAGCUUUCAGUGUGAAACCGCUGAAUUUAUAUGGACUGGUGACUCCUCGUAAUUCCUAUACGAUUCCAACUUGA